CCCCUUUCAAGGUAGUACAGCAAAAGCUACAACAGAACAAUGAUAUCUUCCACUUCUUCUAGCCCUGGAAUAGAUCUACAUUUGGUGCAUUGACUUCUCUCUGUCUGCAUGCAGAUAUACACAACACACGCACAUAUUCUGCAUGUGGUCACGUUCUGAAGAAAUCCCCCGGAUGGCAGCAAUGCAAGAAUGAACAAGUUUCAGACCAGUGCCUUGACGUUGACCCUUGCCUCAUCAUUCAGUAACUGCAGAGAGCUUCCACCUCCCCACUGUCACUGCCUCGAACGUCUCCCUGCAGUCUGGUCUGGCACUAAUAUCUUGAAGCUGACAGGUUUUUCUCCUCCUCUUCCCUUUAAACAGAAGGGAGUUGCAAGAUGUAAUGUAUACUCAUUGGUGGUUUAGGAAAUACCUUCUGCCAAGGGUAAAUGGUGGUCCCAUGGAGUAGAGGCACAAGAUGUGUUUCCUUUGCUCAGAGGAGCAGCACGUUCCGCCUGUGAAAUGCUGGCUGCUGUCCGUGGUGCUGAAUUUUCCCAGCUGCCUGGCAGGAUGCGCUCUGGAGAAACUGCUGCUGCUCAGCUGCUGCUGUCCGCGGUGCUGAAUCUUGCCCAAAGUUGCUGCUGUGUCUGAGACCCAAGCAAAGCCUGCUUCUUUUGGGAAGAGCCUCUGGGAAGCAGCACAGACACGAUGGGGCUGCUGACUGCAUUCCGGUCGGGAUUGGCUCUGAGCUCCAGCAUACUGUUGCCGUUCCUGGAAUUGGGAGCGUAGCAUACUCUCCACCCUUGUGUGCCUUGUUGCAGAUCGACACAGGGUAGUGAUCUGCUGGGGGUGUUUGGAGUGGAGCUAAAGAUUGCAGGCAAGGAACUGAACGAAGACACCAGCAACCAUGGUCAUGUUUUGGGAGUGUGGUUUGAUACAAGGCAGCCUCAACUCCAGAUCCUUCUACGGUGGCUUGCUUUGAAUUCCGAAUCACCCAGCAUAAAUCUCAUGCUGUAUCUGUUGGAUUGCUUCUGUGAAAUGGGAGGCUUGGGGGAAAGGGGUUUUUCCAUUAUUCCUUCUUGAAAAUGUAAUUGAGGAAAAAUUGCUCUCUCUCUCACAUUCAUGGUAGCCUGUGACCCUUUUCAGCUUUCAUCCUGAGUAGCUCAUCACCCUGGCCUCUCCAUGGAAGCAUCCGUGUAUAUCUGACAUUAGGACCCUAUGCAGACAUUGAGGAGGGGGAUGGCUCUUCAUAUUCAUGAAGUCUGCAUAUUACUCUUGCUAAUUCCUGGUUUGGUUACUCCAGCUGCCUUCAACCAUGAAGACUACCCUGCUGAUGAUGGUGAUCAAAUCUCAAAUAAUGAUAAUAACCUGAUCUUUGAUGACUAUCGAGGGAAAGGUUGUGUCGAUGACAGUGGAUUUGUAUACAAACUGGGAGAGCGUUUUUUUCCAGGGCAUUCCAACUGCCCAUGUGUCUGUACUGAGGAUGGGCCUGUUUGUGACCAACCCGAAUGCCCUAAAAUCCACCCAAAGUGUACUAAAGUGGAACACAAUGGAUGUUGUCCAGAAUGCAAAGAGGUGAAGAACUUUUGUGAAUAUCAUGGGAAAAGUUAUAAAAUCUUGGAGGAAUUUAAGCCCUCUCCUUGUGAAUGGUGUCGCUGUGAGCCCAGCAAUGAAGUUCACUGCGUUGUAGCAGACUGUGCCGUCCCUGAAUGUGUCAACCCAGUCUAUGAACCGGAGCAGUGUUGUCCAGUCUGCAAAAAUGGCUAAAGAAGACACUGAAAAUUUGGGAGAAGAGAUGAGAGAAGACUUCAUAUGCAUUUCUCUGAAGAGUUGUUUGGAUCCCUGGGGAAAUCCCGCUAGAGACAAACAAACAAAAAAGUCAUCUAUUGCUCUCUUUUUUAAAGAAAAAGUAAAGAAAAAUGUAAUGUGGAUCAAUUAUUAAACAACCAAAUUUGAGGAAUUUUCCUCCCUGAAAUGUAUUAUUCAUAACUAGUGAGAAAACAUGAAUCCAGCAGUGCUUUAUUUACCUGUUUCAUCCGACUGAGAAAUGUAGUUAACAACAUUCUCCUUUCAUCCUUGUAAUCAAAGAAAUGUAGCCAACUGUUCAUUUCUGAUCUCAUACUUUUCAUGGUGCUAUGAUGAAAUCCAGGCUGGUCUUCUCUCAGUGCUACUCCACCUUUUAGAAAUCAUCUUGAAUAAUCCGGCCCCCAUUAUUUCCCCCCACAAAUCUGGGAUUUUUUAUUCAACUGAGUCCACCCACCCAUAUAAUGGGUCCUUCUUGCUACCCACAUCUUUUCCAGAAGGUGUGAAAAUCCUCUGAAGCACAUUUAGGAAAGACCGCAAAUAGUGUAGGAUGGAAGUCAAUUUGCCAACGGGUAGAUAGCUUGCAUUGUUUCAUGUAACCCAAAGAAAUGGAAGCAUCAUGAAGAAACGCCAAACACAAAUAUUAUGUUCUGAUGGCUUAAGGAAGAUGACAUAGGACACCACGUGGAAGAAAAAUAUGAUUCUUUUUCCUUGCAUUGUUUGUUGUUGUUGUUGUUGUUCAUUCGUUCAGUCAUCUCCGACUCUUCGUGACCUCUUGUGGUUGCCAUAAAUAUACCACUAUUCAUGACUUGUUGUGAAUCCUUAUAAGCACAAUAAAUUUAUUCCUAUACCUA
Messenger RNA from Anolis sagrei ordinatus, 2633 nucleotides. RefSeq names its product von Willebrand factor C domain containing 2 like (gene VWC2L). Lineage: Eukaryota; Metazoa; Chordata; Lepidosauria; Squamata; Anolidae. The record is from RefSeq and is a predicted model, not a curated record. Gene Ontology annotation, biological process: negative regulation of BMP signaling pathway. Gene Ontology annotation, cellular component: AMPA glutamate receptor complex. Gene Ontology annotation, molecular function: protein binding.